AUGGUCGAGGAGAUGACCGACGCGCUGAACGGACUGUGGGGCUGCCCGCCCGCGGCGCGCCGUCAAGCGCCCGCAGGCACGCCGGUGCCCGCCGCUGGCCGCGCCCUCGUCCUCUCGGAGCUCCGCCAGGCCGCUGCGAGGUUUGGCCCGUGCCCAGAGGGCUUGGACGGUCCAGGAGCCCUCGAGGAGCUCCGGAUAUCUCAAUCAUACGAGGGUGACGCCACGUUGGUUGCCCCGGUGAGCUUCGACCUCGUCGACCCCAUCUCAUUGCCUCCUGCUGGCAGCCAACCCGCCGCCCUGGAGACUAUCGACGAGAUGGCAGGCCAGAACAUCGCUCACCGGCUGAAAGAGUUACUCCUGCCCCGACAGCUGGGGAUGGAGCGCAUCAAGGAGGCAGGUCCGAGACGACUCUACACGGACCCUGCCCUUCGCAACCCGCGCCUCUACGCGACGGUGGUGCGGCGGCUUAUGAGCGCCGGGCUGGUGGACUUCAGCAGCUCGGCGGAGUGUUACGUUGGCAUGUUCUUCGUGCGCAAGAAGAACGGGUCGCUGCGGAUGAUCCUCGACGGGAGGCACGCAUCGCUCAGGUUUGCGCCCGCGGACCCCGUGGAGCUGGCGACGGGUUCGGCGUUCGCUCAGAUCUCGGUCGACGGCGACGAGCCCAUCAGCAUCGGGGGCGUCGACAUCUGCGACGCGUUUUGCCAGAUCGAGCUUCCGCAGUGGCUGCGCCGCUACUUCGGGCUGCCCAAGUUGAGGGCUGGCGACCUCGGGCUGACGCACUUGUCCGACGGUGCGCCCGUGAGACCUUCGGCCUGGGUGGUACCGUGCUUUCGGUGCCCGCCGAUGGGCUGGAGCAUCAGCCUAUGGAUAUGUCAGAGCUUGAACGAGGCGGUGACCGCUCGCGCUCUUCCUGGCCAUUUUGGCCGUCGACUUGUGGACCGUCGGCCCGCGCCUGACCUGCAGCAAGGAAUGGCGCACGCGGUGUACGUCGACAACUUCAUCGCCCUGUCCCACAGGCUGCGCGAGGUGCGUGAUGCAGCUACUGCAGUGCAGAGGGAGCUGACGGCUUCAGACCUCCCCUCGCACCCCGUGGAAGCAUCCGUCGGCGGCGACGCGCUGGGCUGGCACUUCGACGAGGACAAGCCCGUGAUCGGUCUCAGCGUUCGGCUACGCUGGCGGCUUCGCCUUGGCAUCGGCGAGCUGCUGGAGCGUGGCUGGUGCAGCGGUCGCACCAUGAUGAAGGUGAUAUCGCACUUCACGUCGAGGGCGUUAAUUCGCCGAGAGCUGCUGAGCUGCCUAGGGGCCGUGUACGGCUUCAUGGGCGACGGCGGCCGCGAGAGGCGGCGGCUGACUCCGGCAGUGAGGCGGGAACUGACCUGGCGCCGCGCGCUGCUGCCCCUGUGCUUUCGAGACGCCGGGCGGCCUCUGUCGCCUGUCGUGUCUUGCGUGGACGCCUCGUGGUGGGGCGCAGGUGUGACAGAGAAGACCAUCACCUCGGACCAAGCUCGUCGUUUGUUUAUCUUCAACGAGCGAUGGAGGUUCAGUCGCGAUGGCGAGCAACAGGUCGCCCCUCGGGACAAGGCCCUAGCCCUGGAGAGCAAGCAAGCUGAGCGCAUCACCUCGUCAUGCAUCAAGCAAGGCCCGUCGGAGCCCGAUCGCGAUCCAGCAGUCAUAGCAGCAGUUAUGGAGCAGCAGGCCCCGUUCCGAGUCGAGCCGAAGCCGAAUCAGGAGGAGGAGGUCACGUUCGAGGAGGUGCCAGUGGAGGCACUGGGCCUCUGGGAGGAUGGCGGCGCCACUGUCGAUGUCGGCCCUCGGUUUCAUGGCGGCCCCUGCUGCGCCGGCGACGCGGGCUCGCAAGAGGCCGGCUGCGGCCCUGGGUGCUGCGGGUACUCACCAGUUGCCGUGCAGGCCGCGUGCGGCGCCGGGGGCUUCAGCGCGCCCAGCCGAGAGCAGUCGGUGGGGGACGCGACCAGGGCAGACUACCAGCGUCGACAGGCCGCCUUCAGCCUGUGGGCCUGCCAGCGGGGGCAUUCGCUGGUGACGCCGGCAGAGGUGGACAACGCGCUGGUGCUGUUCUUCCACGAGGAGUUCCUGGACGGGGGCGAGAGCAGCGACGCGUGGAAGCUGAUGGCGGCCCUCGCCUUCGUGCGCUCGGACCUCGGGCCGCGCCAGGGGCGCCUGCCGCGGGCGGCGCGGGCAGCCAAGGGUUGGUCUCGCCUGGCGCCGCCUCGGUCGCGGCUGCCGCUCCCGUGGCCUGUGGUGUGCCUCAUCGUGGAGACCCUGUGCCGCAGGGGCCUGGUGGUGUACGCGCGGCUCACCGCGCUCACGUUCGGCCUUUACCUGAGGCCGCGCGAAACGCUGGAUCUCGCGCAGUCGCAGCUCAUCCCGCCAGGGUUCACCACGGCCACGGCGAUGCACCAUUGGUGCGUAGUCCUCCAUCUGUUCGAGAGGCAGACCCCGUCCAAGACAGGCGUGUUCGACGAGAGCCUGCUGGUGGACUCCACCUGCUUCCCGUGGAUGCCAGGCCUUGUGCAGGAGCUGCACCGCCGCACGCCUGCUGGCCACCGCCUGUUUCCCGUGACCUACGCGCAGUGGAACUACCACUUCAAGGCCGUCGUUGUCGAGCUCGGCCUGCAGGUCUUGGGCAACCUGACGCUGCACCAGCUGCGGCACGGCGGCGCGAGCCACGAGCUGUACGCGGCGGCGCGGCCUCUGCGCGACAUCCAGAAGCGCGGCAGGUGGGCGACCGACGCCGCUCUUCGGCGCUACGCCAAGGGCGGUCGGGUGCAGGAGCAGCUUCACCGGCUGCCGCGCGCCCUGCAGCUCCGUGCCGAGCAGGCGUUCCGCGGGCGCUCCAAGGCGGGCGUUUUCCUGGAGGUCUUCAGCGGCUCCGGGCGGAUGUCGGCGGCGUGGCGCUUGCGGUUCCGUUCGCAGCAUGCCGCCUUCGAACUGGACAUCCGCCACGACGCCGACGGCGAUCUCCUCCUCAGGCGGAUCAGGCAGCGGGUUCGAGGCUGGGUGCGGAGUCGGCUCAUCGUCGCGAUCUGGAUUGCGACGCCUUGCCAUUCCAUGAGCCGCGCCCGCAACCGCCCCAACGGGCCACCACCCUUGCGCACGAGACUGUUCCCGCUAGGGCUGCCAGGCCUGUCGCCAGGAGAUCAGCUCAAG
Messenger RNA from Prorocentrum cordatum, 3168 nucleotides. The record is from the annotation of a GenBank genome assembly. NCBI's taxonomy places the organism in Eukaryota, Dinophyceae, Prorocentrales, Prorocentraceae.